Molecule: messenger RNA, 1369 nt
Organism: Eruca vesicaria subsp. sativa (arugula)
Lineage: Eukaryota; Viridiplantae; Streptophyta; Magnoliopsida; Brassicales; Brassicaceae
Source: the annotation of a GenBank genome assembly
AUGUUGCAGAGAUGGAGCACAAAGAAGAGUCGGCUUCCACUGGUGGGUCUACUCUUCAUGCUCGCACUCGUCGUCACCUUUAUGGUUCUCUACAACCAGUGUAGCAUCCACCACACUAAUCGCGAGCAAGAUCUCCUAGAAACUUCCACCCUUACAUCUUCCGUCCAUCCCAAUCUUCCUCCUCGGAAUAAUCUCGAGGUUUUGGAUAGAUUCAGCCAGUGCAACUCGACGAAUGAGUACAGUGGCAAGAAAAUCGGAUGGUUUGACCACGACACGAGUGGUCAAGGCUCUGCUGACUUUGUUGCUGCUGCUGCUCCAAAGGAAGAGGAUAACAUUUGUGAUGUCUUCUCAGGGAAAUGGGUCUUUGAUAAUUCUUCUUCAUACCCAUUACACAAGGGAUCUGACUGUCCUUACAUGUGUGACCAGCUGGCGUGUGAGAAGUAUGGUAGGCCUGAUUUGGAGUAUCAACACUGGAGAUGGCAACCUCAUCCCCCCUGCAACUUGAAAAGGUGGAAUGCGACCGAGAUGUGGGAGAUGCUGAGGGGAAAGAGAAUGAUGUUUGUCGGAGAUUCUUUAAACAGAAACCAGUGGGUUUCUAUGGUUUGUCUCUUACAGUCUAUUAUCCCACGUGACAAGCAAUCCAUGUCUACUAACGCUCACAUCACCAUCUUCAAGGCUGAGGAUUACAAUGCCACGGUUGAAUUUCUGUGGGCUCCAUUUCUCGUGGAAUCCAACUCUGAUGACCCGGUCUAUCGAAAGCUGGAUGAACGGAUUAUCCGACCAGAUUCAGUUCUCAAACAUGCAUCAAAGUGGCAACAUGCUGACAUCUUAAUCUUCAACACAUACCUGUGGUGGAGGCGACGUCCUGUCAAGAUCCAAUGGAGCAGCAAAGAAAAAGGAUCGUGCGAGGAGGUGAACGGCGCGGAGGGAAUGGAAAUGGCUAUGAAUGCGUGGGCUCAUUGGAUUUUCAACAAUAUCGAUCCAAACACAAAGCGGGUCUUCUUCGUUACAAUGUCUCCUACACAUAUACGGAGCGGAGACUGGAACCCGGGAAGCGAGGGAAACUGCUACGGGGAGAAGAAGCCAAUAGAGGAAGAGAGUUAUUGGGGGAGUGGGUCGGAUAUUCCGACAAUGAGGAUGGUGGAGAGAGUGUUGAGGAGAUUGGGACCAAAGGUCUCAGUCCUCAACAUCACACAGUUGUCUGAGUAUCGUAAAGAUGGUCAUUCCUCGGUGUACCGAAAAUUCUGGGAACCUUUGAGCGAUGAAAGUUUGAAAAAUCCGGCGUCUUAUGCGGAUUGCAAUCAUUGGUGUUUACCUGGAGUUCCUGAUGUCUGGAAUCAAUUGCUUUUCCAUUUUUUGUGAUCAUUAC